CUCGCCCGUAGACUAGACAGACAUUCAGGUAAAAGAGGGAAACAGGAAGCAGCUGCAGCGCCACAGUUCACGGUCAAAUCCUUUUUAUGUCUCUUUCCUCCGGCUCGUCCACACUGAAACCUCUGCCUGUUGCACACUUAGUCUGUACUGAGUAUACAGUGUCUCUGCCGCGCUGGGAUUAUGGCAGCCAUCAAGGCUUUGGAGCAGUGGUGUAAAAUGCAUUGUGAGGGCUAUCGAGAUGUGGCCAUCACCAACAUGACGACUUCAUUCAGGAAUGGAUUGGCUUUUUGUGCGCUUAUACACAAGUACAGACCGGACCUGAUAGACUAUGAUUCACUCAGAAAGGAGGAUGUGUUUGAGAACAACAGACUGGCUUUUCAGGUUGCAGAGGAGAGGUUGGGGAUCCCAGCUUUGUUAGAUGCAGAAGACAUGGUGGCUUUAAGGAUCCCAGACAGGCUGAGCAUUCUUACCUACGUCUCCCAGUACUACAACUACUUCAAAGGACGGCCUCCCAUGGGAGUAAAAAGGCCAGCAGAGGGCUCCAAGGAGGAGCCAUCAGAGAAGAAGAAUCUCCCCGUGGUUGCCAAAACCUUUGUGUCUAAAACUGCCAUUGAGAAUUGUUUACCUUCCACUCUCACUGCUCAGACCUCACCCAAAUUGGCCAGAGCUGCUGUUCAGGCGGUUCUGGGAGAAAAUGGCAACAAAAAUGGGACUCUCACUAGCAAAUGCGUUGCAUGCAAGAGUUACGUUCAUCUGGUUCAGAGGCACUUUGUGGAAGGCAAGCUCUAUCACAGAAGCUGUUUGAAAUGCAGUGAAUGCUCCAGUGUGCUUCAUGCAGGAGGCUACAAACCUGGGAAGAAUCCAGACACUUUUGUCUGUAACGCCCACCAGAACAGUUGCAAACCUUCCUCCUCCGAGGCUGGGAUCAAAAAUGGACCAGCCAGUUCAGCUGGACGAUUAAAUAGUGCCAGCCUGACCCAGCCUGCACCAUGCCCCUCUUCUGUGCUGUCAGCCCCAUUGAAUAUUGUUGUGAAGCCAGUCAGUCCUUCUCCACCUUCCCAGACCUGGACGGCCUCGGCCCAGAAGACGCAGUCGGCCCGGCAGAGGUUUUUCCAGGCUGCUCCGCCAGUCACAGAGGCCUCAGCAGGUAACAGGAAGCCCACAGAGCCCUCAAGUGUUUUAGGAAGGCCCAAGGUCCCACUGUGUCCUGAUGAUGAGAGCAGAGCCAGGACAACCACUGUUAAAAAAUUGGCUGAAGAAAACUGCAGCAGCAACAACAACAACAAACGCCCGUUUACCAUCCGAUCAGCAGAGAGACGGUUUGGAGAUGAGCCAAGUUCAGCUGACAACCCCGGUUUGAGAAAGGAUAAAUGCAGCCAAGGCCCAGCAGGAAACUGGGCAGGACAGCCCUCCACCAGCCAGACAAACAAUAAGGAAUCACCAUGUCUGAAGGCCAUCAACAAAGACAACACAAGGCCAACAACUGUACACACAACCGCCAAAAAUCCAGUCUAUGAGUGGCAAUCAAAGCUCAAACCUUUGAAAACUGAGCUAGGUCUAAAAGAUACUGAAGCUGAAGCCUUUACUGAGCAACAUAAUCCUGGUUUCAUGUCCACGACUUCCUCUAAAGUCUCCAUCAGUACAACAAGGCCUCCCUCGGCUCCAACACUGGCAGUACCUCCAGUUAGCUGUGCUCGGUUUGAUCCUGCACACUUUAGAGAAGUCUCGUCACAGAAACCUGAGCUUGGCCCUAGAAACCUGGGUUUUAAACAUGGGAGUCACUCGUCUGUGAAAUCCCCACCCAGACGACCAGCUGUGGAAUCUAUUAGCUCUUCAACGACUGCUCCAGCCAAUCUCGGAAAGCCGUCAGCUAAAAAGGGAAAGUAUUUGUCACCCACCAACGCCUCCAGGACUGAAAUGAGGUCACCCUCUGUGAAGUCUUGUCAUAUUCCAGUGGCGCAGAUUGAGGGGGAGCUGAAUGAUAUUGAGACAAACUUGGCUCAGUUGGAGAAGGAGGGUGUGGAGCUGGAAAAGAAACUCCGCAGCUGUGAGGAAGAGGGAGAGGGGGACAUAUUGAUGGACCCACUGAUGGUUGAUUGGUUCAACCUCAUUCGAAAAAAGCAGAUGUACAUUAGAAAGGAAUCAGAGCUUGUAUACAUAGCCAGGACUCAGGAGCUGGAGCAGCAGCAGCCAGGUGUGGAGGGGGAACUUCGUAGACUGCUGGAGAAGCCAGAUCAUUUAAAGUCCAGAGAGGAGCAACAGCGGGAGAAGAAGUUGAUGCAGAGACUGAUGGAGAUCGUGGAUGGCAGAAAUGCGAUUGUGGAGGGUCUGGAUGAAGACAGACUGAGGGAAGUGGAGGAGGAUCAGCAGUUGAAUGAAAUGAUGCAAAAUCUUCGAGUAAAGAAAGCUAAAAAUAAGAGGAAAUCCUCCAUCUCGAAACUGUUCAGGCGAAGAAAUAAAAGACGAGUGGAAUGAGCCUCAAGGCAAUUUUUACUAAACUUUCAUGUUGAACUGAAAGUCAUUAUUGUUAUCCCUUUUUAAGAUUUUUAAGGUUUUUAUAUUUAGGUACUGCAGUACAUAGUGUGCUAACAAGAAGGCAAAUGUAGAGAUGUCAAAUUAGGAAGCAUGGAUCAAGUCGUGUUGUGUUUCUAGUAGUUUCAGAAUAUUUCAAAAUAAAGGUUCACUUAAAAUGUUAUUUUUGUUCAACAUUCACAUUCAGUUCUUCGUUUGUUGUUACUAAUGUUAAGUGAGAAUUUCUAAAUAGCUUAUGAUUCAAUCUUUGCUUUUUUUUUUUUUUUUUACAAGGGGUGUCAUGUUUUUUUUUCCACAAAAUGGUGGUGUUUAAUUGUAUGUCAAGUGCAGCUGUGAGCAUUUCCCUUAUGUUGAUUAGAGUCACAAGAAAAAAUGCCAUAAUUUAUGGAUAUGUUUGUUAUGUAAAGAUACUGUAUAUUUAUUGAAUGAUUGGAAUGAGGUAUCAAAUUAGUUAUUUUAACAAAUCAACUCGCACUGGGUCAAAAUAAUUGGAUGUUGGGCGUUAAAAACAAACUGUCAUGAUUUCGAAAUUACAGAUGGAACACUGUCUGUUCCACAUGCAAAUAUGAAUGAGCAGAAUAAAUGUGUAAUCCUUCAACAGUCUUGAUCCAAAAUGAAAUUAUUCCAGUAUUUAUUUAAUAAUUGAUUUUAACAAAUUUCUUGUAAGGAUAUUAGCGGGAGAAAAAGCCUUGACAAUUAAGUUUGAAUGGCUGUGGAGUGUAAAAUGGAGAGCCACACAUGUUGAACUGCCUUGUUGCAGACUGUAGUUCCUCUCACACUGUACUGUAGGUGGCAGCCUGGGUAUGCUGUAUCACAAGGCAAGAACUUGGAAAUCCAAUUUGCCACAGUACGGACAGUUAAUUUCUUUGCUAAUUUUAUAAAUGCUGCAAAAAUGUUCAGCUGUGCUGAUGCAAUAAUGUUAUGUGAAAGAGGAUUAGGUAGAGCUGUAGCUUAUGGCCGGGGAAGGCUUAUAAACUAUAGGUUGUAUUGAGCUCUUUAUCUUUAAACCGCGUUUAAUUAAACAUUACUCUUUACUAAUAUCUGCAUCAGAAAUGCUCUGUACCUGAGCUAUUAAAAUGUUCAAACGAUGUGUGGAGUCACUCGUGUGUGAAAAUGGCAUUUGCAGUGUUUGUAAGGAAUGUAUGUUGUAUUUUAAGUGUUACUGAAUGGUAUGUACUUGUACUCUAUUUAUAGUAUUUUUAAACUUGAAAUCUGUUGUCCAAUAAAUCCUUUGAAGAUUAGUGUGUA
This is a messenger RNA of Siniperca chuatsi (mandarin fish), 3780 nucleotides long. It is a transcript of the gene micall2a, whose product is annotated as mical-like 2a. The record is from RefSeq and is a predicted model, not a curated record. The transcript is spliced from 17 exons. Lineage: Eukaryota; Metazoa; Chordata; Actinopteri; Centrarchiformes; Sinipercidae. Bases 181 to 2475 code for a protein of 764 amino acids. Gene Ontology annotation, molecular function: protein binding.